AUGGAGGCCAGGUGGCAAAGCAACGUAGAAAGGCGUCAGGCAGCCGGCCUUUCGCCACUGAAACAUAAUGAUGAGGAAGAAACACAAGUCUCCCGACAAUCCUCUUGGGCAGUAGGGAGGUAUGAGAGCACACAGGCCAAGCCCCCUCUUCACGUCUUCCCUGAGGCUUUCAAUGCUCCGCGGACGCCCCCUCCCACGGCGGCGGAGAUCCAGAAGCAGGUGGUGGUGGACCACAGUGAGCACGCGGUCAACGUGGCACUCAUGAUCAAUGGCGUCGUCUUCUUUGGCAAGCUUCUUGUUUACUUCUGGACCUCCAGUGAUGUUAUGCUGGCAGAAGCAGUACAUUCUCUUGCGGAUAUUGCAAAUCAGGCACUACUAGCCUAUGGCAUAUACCUCUCCAGAAGGGCUCCAGACAAGUGGCACCCGUACGGCUAUGGGAAGGACCGCUUCAUCUGGGCCCUCAUCUCUGCCACCGGCAUCUUCUGCUGUGGCGCGGGCAUCAACAUCGUGCAUGGGGUACAUUGCCUCAUGGCACCAGAGCCUGUUGCAAACAUCGGACUGGGGCUAGCCGUGUUGGCAGCAUCGGGACUUGCAGAAGGCGGUUCGUUCUGGGUGGCGUACAAGGCGGUGCGGGACAGCGCCAAGGCGGAGAACAUGCCCACCAUCAAGUACCUCUGGGCGGGGCUCGACCCCACCGCCGUUGCGGUCCUCAUGGAGGACGGCGCGGCGGUGAUUGGCCUGGGCGUAGCUGCAGCGGCGCUGGUGGCAACCCACGCGACGGGGAACCCCGUGUAUGACGCCAUCGGCUCGAUUGGGGUGGGCGUGCUGCUGGGAGGGGUGGCGGCCUUUCUGAUUCAGCGCAACCGGUCCGCCCUGCUGGGCCGCUCCAUGGACGAGCACGAGAUGCAGGAGCUGAUGCACCUCCUCAAGGCCGACCCGGUGGUGCACGCCAUCUACGACGCCAAGAGCGAGGUGAUCGGGCCCGGCGAGUUCAGGUUCAAGGCCGAGAUUGACUUUCGUGGCCACGUGGUGGUCCGCCACUUUCUCCAGCGCGCGGGCCACCGGCAGGUCCUGGAUCAUUUUGAGAAGGCCCUCGCCAACAACACGGACGCUGCUGUUGAGGAAGCGCUGGAACAGUACGGUACUGCCAUUGUGCAGUCAAUCGGAGACGAAGUGGAUCGACUCGAGCAGGUGAUACAAAGGAAAGUGCCGGAGAUGAGGCAUGUUGAUAUUGAAGUCCACUCAAGAUUUGGCAAAUCUGCGUAUCGAUGAUACCCCACUCAGCGUGGACGUUGAGCACUUGACAUUCUUGUGUUUGAGACCUUAGAUGGGGUAAUUCUCCGACAUUGUUUGUAAAACUUGCUCCAACGCGUUCUUUCCUAUAAAAGAUGGAAGACUUGUUCAUGAUUCGCGCGCUAGGACGAUGUCCAUGAUUGAAGUGGGUAGCGGUCUAUAGAGCAAUUAUGUGUCAUUCAACGUGGAGUAACUUCUUUGGGCGAGCAUCGUUGCCAGAAGAACAUGAUGAUUGUAUUUCACUAAAUGUAGUAUGUACAAAGCAUUCAAGUGAUGCCAGCAACUUAGAGUCGACAACCGAGUCGUGAAAAAAUAAUUAGGCGACGAUAUUAAGGUCACCACUCCGG
Messenger RNA from Klebsormidium nitens, 1640 nucleotides. The record is from the annotation of a GenBank genome assembly. Lineage: Eukaryota; Viridiplantae; Streptophyta; Klebsormidiophyceae; Klebsormidiales; Klebsormidiaceae.